UUCUUCUAAGCACAUAAUUUUUCCACUCCUUCCUUCCUUGUAUAAGCACACAAAUCCUUUCAUUCACAUGGAAGACAACACUAACCCUAAUCCUAACCCUAACCCUAAUCCCAUGGAAACAGUAGCUGUAACAGUCACCGAAGAAGAAGCUAAACCUAAUAGAGAAGUUCCAGAGAAAAAGAUGACAGAUAAAGCAAUCCAAGUGAAAAACAUUGCUGGCUUGAUCUCAAUAAUAACCUUCAUUCUUUCUCUUCCAAUCCUAGCUUCAGUUAUAUGGCUACUCUACAUGAAAGAUUAUGAUUGUGAGAAGCUCUUGACCUUACCAAAAUUACAGAUUGGGCUAGGAGUCGGCCUGGUCUUUGUUUUCUUGAUUAGUAAUGCUGCUGUCUUCCUAAGCAGGCGAUUUCCAGUGCCAGGUUUUUUUAUAGUUAUGGUACCCUUGAUUGUUAUAUUUACAAUGGGACUCGCACUUGUGGGAGGUUACAAGAUGGAGAGUAGAAGAAUAAUGGCUACACCAAUGUGGUUCAAAGAAAAAGUUCGUGAUGAAAGCUACUGGACAAAUAUCAAAUCUUGUAUCUAUAGCAAAGGCCUUUGCGAUGACUUGGCAUAUAGAUCACUGGCUGUCAAAGCAUUUGAUUUCAGUACAAGAAAAUUAUCAUCUGUUGAGUCUGGAUGCUGCAAACCACCAAAUUCAUGUCAAAUGGAGUAUGUAAAUGCAACAUAUUGGACGAAGGCCGACAAGAUUGGGGACAUGGAGGAAAAAGCUCAAGUAUAUAAUAGGGAUUGUGAUUUAUGGAAUAAUAGCAGAACCGCCCUAUGUUAUGACUGUGAAUCUUGCAAAGGAGGGUUUGUUGAAAUGCUUGAAAGCAAAUGGUGGAGAUUAGGUGUCUUCCUCAUUUUAAUGGCAUUGCUUCUCAUCCUUGCUCAUAUGCUAUUAUUCAUUGCUGUAAUGUGGGGGCACUACAAUGGAUCAUAGAAAAAGAAACACACUUUAGACCUUAAAGAGCAUAAAUAGGUUAGACCUGAGACAGCGGAACUAGCUACCACCCUUUUUUUUUCCUUUAUAUAAGUAUUUUUUGUAGUUCUUCCUUUUCUUUUAGAUAGUUUGCUUUUUCUUCUCUGCAAUAAAGAUCAUAGGAUCUUCUUUUGUUC
Ricinus communis (castor bean) is the source of this 1152-nucleotide messenger RNA. Its product is annotated as tetraspanin-15. Gene Ontology annotation, biological process: auxin-activated signaling pathway. Lineage: Eukaryota; Viridiplantae; Streptophyta; Magnoliopsida; Malpighiales; Euphorbiaceae. Gene Ontology annotation, cellular component: plasma membrane; plasmodesma. Bases 68 to 976 code for a protein of 302 amino acids. The transcript is spliced from 2 exons. The record is from RefSeq and is a predicted model, not a curated record.